UCAUACCAACAUGGAGUCAUUCAUCGCCAUUCUCGCUGCCUUCGCCUCCCUCGUUUCCGCCCACAUGGAGAUGACAGACCCUGCCCCUUUGCGCUCGAAGUACAACCCGAACACUGACUCGAACCUCAUCGACUACUCGAUGACGAGCCCGCUCGACUCGACCGGCGCGAACUUCCCGUGCAAGGGCUACCUGUCCGACAGCACCGGGAAGGAGUCUGUCGCGACGUGGGCUGCCGGCUCGUCCCAGAGUGUCACUCUGCAGGGCAGCGCGAUUCACGAGGGCGGCUCAUGCCAGCUCUCCAUCUCCGAGGACGGUGGCUCUACCUUUAAGGUCGUCAAGUCCUUCAUCGGCAACUGCCCGUCCAGCACUGGACCAGUCACUAUGGACUUCACCGUCCCCUCGGACGUCGCGAGCGGCGACGUCGUCUUUGCUUGGUCUUGGAAUAACCGCGUCGGCAAUCGGGAGUUCUACAUGAACUGCGCGAUCGUCACCAUCGACAACGGCGGCUCCGGCCUCAGCGCCUACCCGGACAUGCUCGUCGCGCAGCUCAGCGGCAUCAACACAUGCACCAUCGCCGAGGGCGUCGACGUCGAUUACCCGAACCCGGGGACGCAGGUCCAGCGCGCGGAUGGCGACGCCAACAUCGGCGCGCCUACUGGUGACUGCGGCGCGACUUCGACUUCGCCGUCUACGUCGGCCGCCGGCACGACCUCCGCUCCUGCUUCUACUUCUGUCGCUGCCUCUACUUCCGUCGCUGCUUCGACCUCUAGCGCGGCCUCGGCCAACUCCAGCGUAUCGGUCAGCACCAGCGCUCCCGCAAGCUCCAGUCCUCCGACUACGACCGGCGCGCAGGCCACGACCAGUGCUCAGGCCACAACCAGCGCACCCGCGACGACCUCUGCAGUGUCUACCAGUAGUGCGGCGGCGACGACGAGCGCGGCGUCGGGCACAUGCACGGAGGGCGAAAUCCGCUGCGAUAGCGAGACGACGUGGUCGGAGUGCGGGUCGGGCUACUGGCAGAGCAUGGGAAGUGUCCCGGGAGGUAUGGCAUGCCGCGACGGUCAGAUUGUCGUUGCGCGCAAGCGCGGCUUUCAGAGCCACAAGCGCCACUGGCAAAGCCGUGCAUUCUGAGGGUUGUUUUGACUUUCAUGGCGUAUUCGCCAGCUUACGCCUUUCGAAGCCGCAAUCGAU
Molecule: messenger RNA, 1192 nt
Organism: Schizophyllum commune H4-8
Lineage: Eukaryota; Fungi; Basidiomycota; Agaricomycetes; Agaricales; Schizophyllaceae
Exons: 3
Coding region: 11-1132 (373 amino acids)
Source: RefSeq, a predicted model, not a curated record